Molecule: messenger RNA, 944 nt
Organism: Olea europaea var. sylvestris
Lineage: Eukaryota; Viridiplantae; Streptophyta; Magnoliopsida; Lamiales; Oleaceae
Exons: 3
Coding region: 114-617 (167 amino acids)
Source: RefSeq, a predicted model, not a curated record
AAUAUUUCUUGGGCACGGGACAAAUACCAGCAUGCCCAAUAGAAACUAGGGUUAUAACCCGUCCACCCGAAUACUCAAGUUUAAAGGUCGAUUUGGUGUACUUACAGAGAGAGAUGAGCGCAGGCUCUGGUUCUUCGUCGCCUAGGCGCACUCGUGUGGAGAAAGAGGACGACAGGCCUAGAUUCUUUGAUAAUAAGGCCAAGAAUUUAUGCUGGGCCAAUGCAGAGAUUGUGCCAGGCCGCCACCCAGAGCGCUGGCGCAAAGAUGCAGCAGGGAAUGUAGUCUGCAAACGUUUCUGUAACUGCCAAGGCUGCCUCUGUUUUGAAUAUGAUCAUAUCGUCCCCUUUUCUAAAGGUGGGGAGUCGGUGGCAGAGAAUUGCCAGAUUCUUCAAACAAGGGUCAAUAGGUUCAAAGCGAACAAGGAGGAUGUUGAUACAUCUCAGUUGAAAGGUUACUCUUGUGACAUCAAAUUCACUGAUAAAGAGCUUGACAUUAUUGAAAUGGCUGUUUAUGGGGAUGUUAUCCGGCCUGGGAACCAAUGUCGUUGCAGGACUGUUGCUGAAAUGCUUGGCAAAUAUAAGUCCAAAGAUAGUAUGAGCGCCUGCCAGUUGCCAUAAAGUGAUGAUGGCUCCUUGUGGCAUUGAAGGCUAAGAGGUGAAGGUUAGACUGCAGCUUAACAGAUUUGGCUCAAUGAAUUGUAUAGUUCUCAAAUAGUAAAGGAUAUGCAUAUUUUCUUGUUUUGUAUUGGCAUUGAUUUGAUUGAAAAUCAAGUUAUUGAUAAACUGGAUUGAUGGGUGUGUAAGCUAUAGUUUCAUAGUUUGAUACUGCUUCAGACAUUUGGUAUUUUUCGUUGACAGUUUGCUCCUGAAAUAAGAUUACUGAAUAUGAUUCGAAACAGACAAAUGAUGGGUGGCCCAGAUGAAAAUGGAUUAUAGUUUGGGUGA